CUCCACAGGGUGUGUAUGCUGAGGUGGGCAACAUGCUCUUCUCUUCCUCAGGUGUACAAGGGCUUGGACAUCAUCACAAACAAGGUUUCUCCCCAGGAGCAGCGCCUGUGCAGACACCACAUGAUCAGCUUUGUGGAUCCUCUCGUCUCCAAUUACACAGUGGUGGAUUUCAGAGACAAAGCUGUGGCUCUGAUUGAAGAUAUCUUUGCUCGAGACAAGAUCCCGAUUGUCGUGGGAGGAACCAACUACUACAUUGAGUCUUUGCUCUGGAAGGUCCUUGUCAACACCAAGGAGAAGUCCAGCCUGGUGUCUGGGACAGUCACUGACAGGAAAGUGGAGCUGGAGCAGCUGGAUGCUGUUGAUCUCCAUCGCCGCCUGAGCCAGGUAGACCCAGAGAUGGCAGCCAAGCUGCACCCCAACGACAAGCGCAAAGUGGCCAGGAGCCUCCAAGUGUUUGAAGAGACAGGGAUCCCCCACAGUGAAAUCUUGCAGCAGCAGCAGGAGGAGGAAGGUGGGGGACCCUUAGGGGGGCCCCUAAAAUACCCACACUCUUGUAUCUUGUGGCUUCACGCAGACCAGGCAGCUCUGGACCAACGGCUGGACCAGCGGGUGGAUGAUAUGCUGGCUGCAGGGCUGCUGGAAGAGCUGCGGGACUUCCACCAACGCUACAAUCAAGAAAAGGUGACCGAAAACCGGCAGGAUUAUCAGCAUGGAAUCUUCCAGUCCAUUGGUUUCAAGGAGUUUCAUGAGUACCUUGUCAGUGAGGGGAAUUGCUCACCUGAGACCAGUGCCCUGCUACUGCAAAAAGGGGAUUUGCUGUGCCGACUGUUUCUCCCUGCUGGCUUGGAGACCUCCACACCGAUAGCAGAAACAUUUCUCUUAAGCAAGCAUGGGAUCCAGGCCCUGAAACAGGUGAGCAAGAGAUACGCUCGGAGGCAGAACAAAUGGGUCCGAAACCGCUUCCUGAAACGUCCUGGCCCCAACGUGCCCCCGGUGUAUGGCUUGGAGGUGUCUGAUCUCCUGCGGUGGGAAGAUGAUGUGCUGAAGCCUGCUCUGGAGAUUGUGGAGAGCUUCAUCCAGGGACGCAAGCCACCCGUGGAGCCUGUAAAGAUGGAGUGUGAUGUGAACGAGAACAAACGGAGCCGUCGUGUGUGCGAGCUCUGCAGCAGAGUCAUCAUCGGGGACAGGGAGUGGGCAGCUCACACGCAAUCCAAAGCCCACCUACACCACCUGAAGAGAAAGAAGCUGGAGGCUGCUGGACAUGCUGCAGAGACGGUGAGGGACAGCAGGAGUGCAGAGACCCCGGGCAAGGGCAGCAGCAUGCCUCUCUCAUAGGUUUGCGGGCGUGCUUCCACCUGGACGGCGAGGAAGGGCCGAGACCUGGGCGACCAAAGGAGCUGAGUCAUUUUUGGGGAUGAGGCAGGUGUGCGAGUGACAGCCAGAAGGCCGUGGCUGCGUCAGAGCCUCUUCAUGUGGCCUCGUCUUGCCGCGCCGUGCUUCUCCUGCCCUGCCUGCAGAGGACUGGCCCUGGGCCAAGGCUGCCGGGGCGUCCCGUGCCCAGCAUUCGCUCCUGCCGCAGACUCGGUAUCCCUGGAAAGGUGGAGCUUCUCCUUUGGCAUGCAAACGUGGUGUUCUCAGAGACAGAAAUACUGUGCUCCUCCAGCUUGGCCAGCAGUGCAGCUCGGGGCCUGAGUGAGCUCUCACUGCCUUUUUGUGGAGAGGAUAUUUUUUUGAACUUACAUGGAAAUAAAGGUACAAGGUUACUGUGGAUUCCCCUGCCUAUUAAAAAGGUUGAGCUUG
Messenger RNA from Meleagris gallopavo (turkey), 1800 nucleotides. The record is from RefSeq and is a predicted model, not a curated record. Lineage: Eukaryota; Metazoa; Chordata; Aves; Galliformes; Phasianidae.